Messenger RNA from Stereum hirsutum FP-91666 SS1, 2633 nucleotides. Its product is annotated as cystathionine gamma-synthase. NCBI's taxonomy places the organism in Eukaryota, Fungi, Basidiomycota, Agaricomycetes, Russulales, Stereaceae. Gene Ontology annotation, molecular function: carbon-sulfur lyase activity; pyridoxal phosphate binding. Gene Ontology annotation, biological process: transsulfuration. Bases 1 to 1233 code for a protein of 410 amino acids. The transcript has 16 exons. The record is from RefSeq and is a predicted model, not a curated record. Gene Ontology annotation, cellular component: cytoplasm.
AUGGCACCCAAGUCCGACGUGUCCCGCCUCAGUGGCACUGACCUUAUUCAUGCCGACGAAGCGUUCUCUGAUACAAAUGUGGCACCUUCUAUUUCCGUUAGCACCACUUUCAAACAGGCCGUAGAUGGUCCGUUGGCUGCAGCUUUGGACAUCACCCGUGAUGCAGAAAUGUUCCGUUCGCCCGAUAGCAAGCAUGUCUAUUCGCGGUACACCCAGCAAACAUAUUCGAGAGUGGAGGCGAUUCUGAGCAAAAUCAACCACGGCUACGCCAUAACCUAUAGCUCGGGCUUGUCUGCUGCUCAUGCCGCCUUCCUUCUGCUCAAGCCGAAGCGCGUCGCGAUCAGGAAUGGCUACCACGGCGUUCACGGCGUUCUUGAGAUCUAUAAGCGCGAACGAGACGUUGAAAUUAUCGACUUGGACGACGACUUCAGGCCAGGCGAUGUCUGUUGGCUUGAAACUCCAUUGAACCCUACUGGACAAGUCAGAGAUAUAAAGUACUACGCCGAUAAGAUACACGCCGUAGGCGGCAAACUAGGUAUCGACGCAACAUUCGGCCCUCCUCCGCUUUCCUAUCCUUUCAAAUGGGGUGCCGAUGUCGUGAUGCACAGCGGAACCAAAUACUUCGGUGGUCACUCAGACAUGCUUUGCGGGAUUCUCGUCGUAAAAACCAUCAAUGAAUGGGGCCAGCUUCUGGCCGACCGCACAAUGACGGGCACAAUGAUGGGCUCUCUCGAAUCGUGGCUCCUCCUCCGCUCCCUACGGACGCUCCAUCUUCGUGUUCCUCGACAGUCUUCCAACGCCACUGUUCUCGCACACUGGCUUCACAAGAUUGCCAAUACACCGGAAGGCAAGGAACACGACGGCGUUCCCGGAGGCAUGGUGCUUCAGGUCUGGCAUGACUCGUUGCAAGGCAGGGGCUCGAAGGGUGAUGGGAAGGGCGGCAGACCAGAGUUUGAGCCCAAAGAACAGAUGGAAGGAGGGUUUGCGCCUACAUUUGGGAUGAUGCUCACGAAACCAGAAUAUGCAGCUGCUCUACCAUUCGCUCUAGAAUUUUUCAUCCCUGCAACAAGCCUCGGAGGCGUAGAGUCACUAAUCGAGCAGCGUGCCCGGUCAGACCCGGGCGCAGAUCCUCGUCUUAUUCGUUUGAGCAUCGGAGUUGAAGACGUCGAGGACCUAAAAUCUGACCUCCGCCGGGCGUUCAAUGAGAUCAAGAAGGGCAAGGCGAAGUUGUGAAAUUCGUCGGCCGUCCGUUGCCGCGCCAGAUCAUAUAGACAAAGACCCCUCUCGGUCUUUUAUUACAUCGCCCCGAAAAUUUGCUUCAUGUGUCGUAGAUCUUGGUUUCUGUGGUCAUGAAUGUCUGUCAAUAGAAUGCACUUAGCCGCUGGGAGAGAUUUUGUUUAGAAUGCAAGGUGCCUCGUCCUAGAGUGCUAUUUUGAUAAUAAUUUGCGUUCCCGCAUUCCCUGCCAAAAUGGAAAUUUCCGCUUCUACCUCCUCUUCUCCCUAUAUAGCUCUAGGAAACCCCUCUUGUCCUCCCACCCCAUUGUCAUUCGCUUCAAUUUCCCAACCUGCGUCACCAACGCCGCGCACACUGCACUAAGAUGAUCCUGCGAGUCAGCCUCCCCACCACUGAUCACCUCGCUCACAAGGAAGGUGGGUGAACUCGGGCCUUCGGAGGGAGCAAGUAAACGGAUUGAAGGUGUGAUGGGUUUGAAUGAGGUCGAGAGAGAGAAUAUAUGUGGUAGGGGAUUGAACAUAUUUGGCGAUGGGAUGGAAUGGGUGGGCGUGGGGGAAAGGGACGUCGGAGGGUCAUAUCGAACACACAUAAUGAAAACCUUAUACUUCCUUGUAGGCACCGGCUGCCCGACAAAUACGUCUGCAAACCUCAGCAAGCCCCUGCCGUUACUCGUAGUACACUCCGGAAACACAACAAUGGGCCUGUUCACUCCACGUCUAAUCUCAUCUAAGCUCUUCGCCUUUAAUCCUUCGGUUCCCGAGGUAGAGCUAGCAACGUAAAAGGGUGGGAUGUGGCCCGUGGUUCUGAGCAUGGGUAGGAGUGAAACCUCACGGAAGCCUUGGACAGGAAGUCGGCUGACAGUUGGACGACUAGAUGGAGUCGAUAUCGCGGCAGACCCAGUUCCGGUGCGACGGCCUGGUGUGGUGUUGCUGACUGUCGGUUUUAUUGAUGACGUCUCGGAAGACUCGACCUGUGGUGUGACUGGAAGGACAAAGAUGGGGUCAAAUCGGAAAGCUAACCAAAGAACCUCUAUCCAAGAGACCCAGUUCGAAACAAUCACAUCUCCCGGCUUAGGUGCCCAUGCCUCUUGUUGUCCCGCAGUGCGUCGUUUCCUGGUCACAUGUUCUACGGGGAUCCACCAGACUCCGACAACAAGAAGGGUGAGUCGACUUAUGAAGGCGGUGAGGAUGUAUGUUACAGUUCUACGAAUAUGCGGUAUGGGGGCAAGGAUGAGGCAAAUGCCUUGGACGAACACGAGGUAAAGAAGUGCGAGGAACAGGACGAUCGCGGUUCUGAUGGCUCCGACAGCAUAUCCUAUCGGUUUCAAUAUUUUGACCAGUCUAUCCGACCCUAGUGGGGGUAUUGGUGUGAGGAAUGGCUGGAUGCCAGUCCCAGGAUC